CAAACAAAAAUACGAAAAAGGAAGCGCAAACAUAAACCCUCCCAUUCCAUUCCGAACUUUAAGGAACCAUUAUCCCUUGGAAACUGCCGGCUGCUUCAGGAAGUGAAAAUGAAAAGAAUGAUAGCGUUGGGGUUUGAGGGUUCAGCGAACAAGAUUGGUGUUGGGGUAGUGACCUUAGAUGGCACAAUUCUCUCAAAUCCACGGCACACAUACAUCACUCCUCCUGGUCAAGGCUUUCUCCCAAGAGAGACAGCACAACACCAUCUCCAACACAUUCUUCCACUUGUCAAUUCCGCUUUGGAAACUGCAAACAUAACUCCACAGGACAUUGACUGCCUCUGCUACACCAAGGGCCCUGGAAUGGGGGCUCCGUUGCAAGUCUCUGCCAUUGUUGUUCGUGUGCUCUCACUGCUUUGGAAGAAACCCAUUAUUGCUGUCAACCACUGUGUGGCACACAUUGAGAUGGGAAGGGUUGUCACCGGUGCUGAUGACCCUGUGGUCUUAUAUGUUAGUGGUGGCAAUACUCAAGUCAUUGCUUACAGCGAAGGGCGCUAUAGAAUCUUUGGAGAGACCAUUGACAUUGCUGUGGGAAAUUGCUUGGAUCGCUUUGCAAGGGUAUUGACACUUUCCAAUGAUCCAAGCCCCGGCUAUAACAUUGAGCAGCUUGCGAAAAAAGGAGAGAAGUUUAUAGACCUGCCUUAUGCUGUCAAAGGGAUGGAUGUAUCUUUUAGUGGAAUAUUGAGCUAUAUUGAAGCAACUGCUGUUGAAAAGCUAAAGAAUAAUGAAUGCACGCCUGCAGACUUGUGCUACUCUCUGCAGGAGACAGUAUUUGCCAUGCUUGUGGAGAUAACAGAGCGGGCAAUGGCUCAUUGUGACACAAAAGAUGUUCUCAUAGUUGGUGGUGUAGGUUGCAAUGAGCGGUUGCAAGAGAUGAUGAGAACCAUGUGCUCUGAACGUGGUGGAAGGUUGUUUGCUACUGAUGAUAGGUAUUGCAUUGACAAUGGAGCAAUGAUAGCUUACACUGGUCUCCUUGAAUUUGCUCAUGGUGCAUCAACUCCACUGGAGGAUUCUACAUUCACCCAGCGGUUCCGGACAGAUGAAGUGAAAGCAAUAUGGAGAGAAGCAAAUUCAGCAAAAUUGAAUGGUCUUGCAGAGAAGAGCAUUUGAUUUCUCAAUUGUGAGGUCUAAGUCUGAGUUCUCAAUUGUGACUAAGUACAAAAAGAUCUUGUGACUAAUUAAUAUUCAAAUCAUCCUCCUCUCCUUCAAGCUGAAGGUUGUACCCAUGGACUUGAUAUUUAUUCGCACGGUGAAUUUAUAUAUGAAGAAACACGUCACUUUAUUUGAUAUAUUGUUGUAUUACUGAGUGGUGCUGGCAUCCACACCAAGAUGUAUCAUGGUCCAUGGUUCUGUAUCAAUGACAUUGGCUUUGUACCAAAGUCAAUGGAAAGCUUUUGCAUUGCGUUCUGGUGUGAGUGACUUUGCAGUAGCUCUUUUCGCUCUCGUAGGACAUAUAGACUAAAACUUAUCCAUGUAAAAUAUUUUUGUGUUCACCAAGGUAGUCACUCUUUUUAUACUUUGUUUA
This is a messenger RNA of Cajanus cajan (pigeon pea), 1582 nucleotides long. Its product is annotated as Actin-like ATPase superfamily protein. Gene Ontology annotation, cellular component: EKC/KEOPS complex; cytoplasm. The record is from RefSeq and is a predicted model, not a curated record. Gene Ontology annotation, biological process: tRNA threonylcarbamoyladenosine modification. NCBI's taxonomy places the organism in Eukaryota, Viridiplantae, Streptophyta, Magnoliopsida, Fabales, Fabaceae.